This is a messenger RNA of Fusarium venenatum, 675 nucleotides long. RefSeq lists its product as uncharacterized. The record is from RefSeq and is a predicted model, not a curated record. Lineage: Eukaryota; Fungi; Ascomycota; Sordariomycetes; Hypocreales; Nectriaceae.
AUGAAGUUCACUACCAUUGCAACAUUUCUUGUCGCCAACGCUGGCGUGUCUCUGGCAGCCCCCACAGCUACAGCCGCCGAGGGAAGCGCGAAGGCUAUUUCGUCAGUAACGGGGGAUAACGCCGUGACGACGCCACUCCCUAUCCAGCCCGGCAUGGUUGAUAACUGUGACCGCUUCUACUUUGUUAAGAAGGGCGAUGGUUGCGCUAAGAUCUCCAAGAACCACGGCAUCUCGUUUGAUCAGUUCAAGGAGUGGAAUCCCACCGUUGGAAAGGAUUGCCUGAGCUUGUGGGCCGACGCCAACGUCUGCGUCCGCACAAUUGGAUUCGAAUACCCCGUCUCCAAGAGCUGCUUCAACGCCUCGGGAGCAAAGCCGUGGGCACCUAACCAAAAAACAGCAAUGAACGCUGCCACCGAAUGGUGCUUGAAAGCUGGUGCCGGAAAGUUUGCCAUUGGCGAAAAGAAGGAGAAAUGCUACGAUAUCAAAUCCCUUGGUGGUAGUUACGAGUUUGAAAUUACCAAUGGGUUUGGUAUUGAACAGGAUAUCACUGUCGCCAAGUGUAAAGAGCUCUUGGCUAUUGGUAUUAAUGGCUGUGAAGCUGCAUCUCAAUCCCAGACGGAAAGCUGGUCUAUGCAGGCAAUCUUUUAUGAGUGGAAGUGUGGCCAGAGCCCAUAG